AUGACCACCACGCGCCACAGGCUCCUCGCCACAGCAUCGCGAUUUGUCACAACCCUCGAGAGCUUGGACGUGGACGCAAUGCUUGCUGUGCGGUCCCCGACAUGUCUUCAUCACAUGUGCCUCCCCAGCUUCAGAAACUACAGCAUCACGAAUGAUCAGACCCGCGAAGCGUUUCCCCAGUGGAAAGCUACCAUCACCAAGUACCAAUUUGGUAUCCUCGACGACAGCCAGACUCUGGUCGACGAGCAAGCGAGAAAGGUCAUGAUCCGCGCCAAAACCGCCGCGGAGACAACGGUCGGUGACUAUAACAACGAAUAUGUAUUUAUCCUUCGCAUGACAGAGGAUUGUGAUACGGUGGAUGAGAUAUGGGAGUUUUAUGAUAGCCUUCGUCUGCGGGACCUUCAUCACAGGCUGGAGGGCGGCCAUGUGCCAAUCGGCGUGGAUGCUCCUGCGCCCUUUACCACCACUGGCUCUAACAGCCUGGAUCGUUCCAAGUAG
Molecule: messenger RNA, 498 nt
Organism: Aspergillus calidoustus
Lineage: Eukaryota; Fungi; Ascomycota; Eurotiomycetes; Eurotiales; Aspergillaceae
Source: the annotation of a GenBank genome assembly